AUGCUCUCCGCCUCUCGCCCUCUCGCCCACUCCCCUCGAUUCCCCACCCCAACCCUCCCCUCCAGCGGAGCUGCGGAGCUGGUAACAACCAACAAGCUAUCGGAGCUGGCGUGCUUGGCGCUCUACCUCAUGUUCGAGAAGAAGCAGGCUGAUGAGUCCUUCUGGGGCCCCUUCAUUCACGAGCUCGACCGGCAGAGGGGGCGAGGCCAGACGGCCGUCGCGACCCCUCUCCUGUGGGACCCGCAGGAGGUGGCCGAGCUGUUCCAAGGGAGCCCCAUGAAGGUGAGCAUCAGGAUCAGGGUUGAGGAGAAGCAGACCGACCAGUCCUUCUGGCGUCCUUUUAUCAACGAGCUUGAUAGGCAGAGGGGGCGAGGACAGACUGCUGUUGAGACCCCACAGCUGUGGGACCCGCAGGAGGUGGCAGAGCUGUUCCAGGGCAGCCCCAAGAAGGCGGAGGUGGAGGCGCGGCUGCACUGCAGGGCAUCAAGAGGGAGCGGAGGUGGAGGCGCGGCUGCAGGGCAUCAAGAGGGAGCACGAGGAGCUGGACCCGGCACAGUGGAGGUGGAGGCGCGGCUGCAGGGCAUCAAGAGGGAGUACGAGGAGUUGGACACAGUGUGGUUCCUCGCAGCCUCGCUCUUCAAGGGCAUCAAGAGGGAGUACGAGGAGCUGGACACGGUGUGGUUCCUUGCAGCUUCUCUUUUCAAGCAAUACCCCUACGACACGCCAUCAGAGACCUUCCCUUUUGAGAUCUUCAAGCAGGCGUUUAUUGCUGUGCAGUCAUGCGUGGUGCACCUGCAGGGCACCUGCAGGGUCCGCCUCUGGCCUGCCACGUGCUCACAACCAAACCCCCGCCCCCUCCUCCCAACAACCCCUUCCCCCCCUUAUUAUUCCCCCAUCCUGCCCGUCCCCUUGUAUUCCUCUGCAGGGCAUGCCUCUCCCCCGUUGCUUCGCCCUCAUCCCCAUGGUCCCGCCUCUACUGACCUACUGCCGCACCACUUGCUUGCGCUCCCUCCUUGCCCCCCUCACCAUUCCAUGUAUUCCUCUCAUCUCUUCCGCCCACACGCCCCCCCCUUCCCUGCUCUCCCCUUUCCCCCGCCCCGCAGGGCGUGCCUCUCCCUCGGCGUGCCUCUCCCCCGUCGCUUCGCCCUCAUCCCCAUGGGUCCGCCUCUCCUGGCCUACAAAAGCACCACGCGCUCCAUGCUCGCCGCUUCCCCUGACGGCGGGGUUGAGCUUCGUCUGGACCGCCCUGUCAAGGCAGGGGAGCCCCUCAGCGUGUGCACCACGCGCUACAUGCUCGCUGCCUUCCCUCCUUCCCCCCUCCGCCCUUUCCCUCUCGCUCAUCUCCCCCCCUCCUCCUCGCCUCACCCCCUCAGGUGUGGCCCCCAGCCCAACACGCGGCUGUUGCUCAACUACGGCAUUGUGGACGAGGACAACCCCUAUGACCGCCUUACGGUGUGGCCCCCAGCCCACACGCGGCUGUUGCUCAACUACGGCAUUGUGGACGAGGACAACCCCUAUGACCGCCUCACAGUGCAGGUGAGGGCUGCGCAGGUGGCAUUGAACCCGGAUGACCCGCUGUACCAGGCAAAGCGGGCCAUUGUGCAGAAGAACGACCUCCUGCGCACCCAGGACUUCCAGGUGGACUUCCAGGUCAUGGUGCCCUACCGUGCCUGGCAUGAUGACACAUUCUCCCUCACCGUCACACCCUUCUCAACCACUCCCAACCCAUCACCUCUGUACAAGGGCAAGGAGCAGGCGGCCCUAUACGACAUGAUGCCCUACCUGCGUCUGGCGCAUGUCACCGACCCUCUCGACAUGGAGUUCGUCACGUUCGCCGAUGGGCCUGUGAGUCCGUGCAACGAGAACGCACUGUUGGAUCAGCUGGUGGAGUUCUUUGAAGGCCGGCUCGCAGCCUACCCCACCACUCUCAAGGAGGAUAUUGAUGCCACUCGCAGCCUACCCUCCUCAUUCCCCCUCCCUUUCCCCUGCCGUUUCGAUUCCCCCCCUGCCCCCUGCCCCCUUGCCCCUGUCUCUCUUGUGUCUCCUGCUCCCCGUCAUUCAGAUCGCAGACCCCACAACCCACCCAAAGAGGAAGGUGGCGGCGCGGCUGACCCAGCAACCAAACCCAAGAGGCGGGUGGCGGCACGGCUGGUGCGCAUUGAGAAGGAGAUUCUCAGCAACGCCCUGGCAGCCGUGCAGGAGGUCAUCUCUGCCCUGCCCACGUGGAGUGAGGCGCCGUGCUACAGCCAGCACAGGCCGAUUCUGAAAUAG
This is a messenger RNA of Closterium sp. Naga37s-1, 2271 nucleotides long. Lineage: Eukaryota; Viridiplantae; Streptophyta; Zygnematophyceae; Desmidiales; Closteriaceae. The record is from the annotation of a GenBank genome assembly.